CAACAAAAUGGCAUUUAGUGAGGAAAUAAAGUGACUGAGGGAAGAAUAGACCCAAUAAAAACAAUUGUGUAUGAUCAGGAGAGAUAUUUAAGAAGCAUAUUACACAAUGAUUUUCUUUCUCCAAAGUCAGGGGCAGUUUUAGGGGCCAAAAAGCGUUUCCUGGCAUCAUCUGGGGGCGAAUAAAUCCAAUCUGACAGCAGCUUUGCAUCCUGCAACUGGAUUGGUAAUAUACAUAGAGAGACAGUGCUGAGCUUUAACGGGGAGGAAGGGAGAGAGGGAGGGUGUGUACGGAGAGGGAGAGAGAGAGAGAGAGAGAGAGAGCGAGCAUCAAGUCACCACGAUAGGCUCCACCAUCCACAGACUGUAAGGUACAAGUGCCACAAGGAGACUAUAUUCUGCUAAAAUAAUGGAUGGGACAAAGCCGGCCAUGGAGUCCAACGCGGAGGAGACUCAGGACGAGGGACAGGAGAGCAAAGGAUGCUUCGAGUGCUGCAUCAAAUGUCUGGGCGGGGUGCCAUACGCCUCCCUGGUGGCCACCAUCCUCUGCUUCUCAGGCGUGGCUCUGUUCUGCGGCUGCGGCCAUGUAGCGCUGACCGGCACCCUGACCAUGCUGGAGAACCAUUUCUCCAGGGUCGCCAGUGACCAUGCCACCCUCACCAUGGUGAUCCAGAUCUUUCAGUAUAUCAUCUACGGCAUCGCCUCCUUCUUCUUUGUCUAUGCCAUCAUCCUGCUGGCCGAGGGCUUUUACACCACCAGCGCCAUCAAGAAGGAGCUGCAGAGCGACUUCAAGACCACCGUCUGUGGACGCUGCAUUACUGCCUUCUUCAUGUUCCUGACCUACAUCCUCUUUUUGGCUUUUCUCGCCAUCUUUGGCUUCACGGCGAUACCCGUUUUCCUCUUCUUCAACAUGUGGAAUACUUGUGCUGCCAUGAGGUCUCCUGACGCCAACAUCACCUCUCCUGACUCCAUCUGUGUGGACGUCAGGCAGUACGGUAUUAUUCCCUGGAACGCCACACCAGGAAAGGCUUGUGGAGCCACACUGGGAGACAUCUGUAACACCAGCGAGUUCUACCUGUCCUAUCACCUCUACAUCGUCGCGUUAGCCGGUGCCGGCGCCACCGUCAUCGCGUUGAUCCACUACCUGAUGAUUUUGUCGGCCAACUGGGCCUACCUGAAGAGUGCCGUGUCCACGCACGAGUACCAGGACAUCAAGACCAAGGACGACCAGGAUCUGGAAGCCGAGGCGCGCUCCAAGGAGGGCCAGAACUCCUCCUCCUACUCAUAAGGACAGGCGAUCCUCUCCCAAAACCACCCAUCUCCUCUCCACACCUCAACCACCACCCUGCAACACCCAGCGCCCACCCCUCCCUCCGUUAAAAACAAACCACAUCGGUCAUGUUUGAUAGUCCCCCAGUCUUCUGAUUCUCCAUCCUCUUCCCUUUCACGUUGUUUAGUAAGAGCUGUGGGCUCACACUAGAGGGGAAGAGAAUAGAGGAUCAGGAGAUACUCGGCAGGCCCAGACGGAGGCAGAUGCUUCAGAACGGGAGAGCUCGCCCGCCGGGGUCCUGCUCAGGUACAACACAUCAGUUCAGAAGCGUCUCCUCCCCCGUGCUUUUGGGUGGCGGCUCGUGAACGUGGCCCGGCUGUGAUGGCCUCGCGCCCUGAGCCAGUACAGCCUCUAAACACACAACUCCUAACAGCCUAAAAAAAAACAUUGUUCACUGUCUGCUUCAGUCACAGGGAAGCCAGGCAGCGACCAACUUCCUCUGUUUUUUGGUGUUUUAUAUGCAUAUAUAUAUGAAUAUGAAUAUAUUGUGCGAAUGUGUACGAAUGUUGUUGUUUUUUUUAAAUACGCUCUGAAAAGUAUGCCAGGUACUAUUUUGAUCUUUCUUCUUCUUUAUGUUUUUGCGCUCAUAGGUUUUUUUUCUCCUUUACUUUCUUCUCCAUCUUAAAACAUUUUAUUGCUAAUGCUCAAUACAUUGUUGCACUAAUACAAAACAAAAAAAUAGGGGAGAAUGAAAAUCCCCUGGAAACACAAAGCACCCCAGCCCCCUCCUCUGCUAGAGAAAUACAUAAAAGACUCAAAUCAUGUGGUAUCUCAAGGAUUAUUGUGCAUUUACAUGAUUAAAGUUUAUUUAUCUAUCAAGGUUUGAUUUAAGACCAGAGGUGUAGCAAACCUUUAUUAAAGGAACAGCUGAGGGAAAUUCACUUUCUUGUCAAGGAUUAAAUGAGAAGAUUGACAUCAAGCUCACGUCUGCUUGUUAAAUAUGAAACUUUGGCCAACAGUCAGCUAGCUUUGAUUAACAUAAAGAGAGGAAAUGGGUAAAUUGCUAGCCUGGUUCUGAAUGAAAGUAAAAAAAAAUCCACAUACCAGCAGCUCUAAAGCUUACUAAUUAUCACAUCAUAUCUUGUUUGCUUAAUCUGUACAGAAACUGAAGAGUGAAAACAAGAAAAGUUUUAGGUUUUAGGUUUUAUGAGUUUUAUUCACAGGCCACACUGUCCCUUGGCUAAUGCGAUGACUUCCUUAGGACUCUGCUAACUGGUAGCCAACUGCUAAUCUUAACAUAAAAACCACAACACUUUAUGACUUUUUCCACAUUGUGUUUUGUGCACGUUAAUUAAUGAGCUUGGUUGGCUGAUUUCCUUUAUAACAAAGCCUGGCAAGCUGUUUGCCCCCCCCCAUUUCCGAUGUUUAAGCUAACCAGCUGCUGGCGUUAGCACAGCAUUGACCGCGCAAGCCUGAAAGCGGCCUCAUUGAAUUCUCAUAAAGAAAGUGAAAACUUCAGACUGUUUGUUUUAGGACUUUUAUGGUUUUUGCUACACUCAUCACCAGCGGCAGCAGAAAUCAAAGAUAAAUCUGUCUUUUAACAUAGAAAAGACACACACACACACACACACACACCUCAGGUAUCAUACCAAAUCUGAUUAUAGCCAGUUAUGUAAUUUUUCAAAGCUUCACUAUCUAAAGACUACUCCUUAACAGACUGGUACUCUGUCCUGUGUGAAUCAUACAGUGAAAAAAUAACACAGCUGUCAUUUUCUAAAAUUCCUCCUUUUGCAAAUGAGGUUCACCUGUAAAUAGCUAAAUCACCCUAAAAGAUCUCGAUUUCCACCUCUCCCAAACGUGGGAGGACGCAGUCAGCGUUUUGCCAUGCUCUUCUAUUAUUUUUUCCACAAAUAUAUGUACAUGUACCCUUUGAGAUAUGUGUUUAGCACUCAAAUACUAGUUCUGCAUUUGAUAUAAUAAUUGUAAUGUAACAUCUUAAAUGAUAUGUCGUGAGAGGGAUACAGUGCAGUCAUGAUAUGAUAUGAUGGAUUGAGGUGCUUGUGACGUAUACAUUUCAAAAAGUGAAAAAAAAAUGAUUGAAAUUGAUUUUUAAUGUUUUAUCAGUUUUAGGCAGCUGAGUUCCUCUUGUGAUUCAGUAAUUAUUUUAUUGAACUUGUUUGUGCUUAUUUUAUUUGCCGACCAGCCAAAUGAGUGACUCAUCAACCUGUGAGUUGAGAAGAAAGAGUCACUUUCUUUCUCUCUCCUUUUUUUUUUUCUUUCUUUUAACGUCAUGCCUCUCAUAUGAGCCACAGAGACUGUUUUGGAUGUUUACACUCUGAAUAAAACAAGUCAGGAAUUUUCAUACAUUAAUUUUAUAAUCAGAUAUUCUUUAAUAACCAUGAACUAUAUUCUAUAUUGAUCAUCACUGGUUAGUUUGACCCUAACAAAAAAGGAGAAAAAAAAAACACUGAAGAAGACAAAUUUUUGAACUUUGAUGAGAUGAAGCAUGUCAGUAUUGUCCAUGUGUGCAGCUGUCUAUUCUGUAUAAAAAAGGACUAUAUUGCCAUGUGUGUUAUGUUUGAUAAAUAUACGUGCUUUGCCGGCAGGUUGAUGUAAAGGCAAACUUCAAUUUCCUAUAAGACGAUGCGUGUCAGGGUGUUGUUGUUUCCUCGUUAUUUGCAUGAAGGAGACAUGACUGUGUCUUUGCAGUUUUUCAGGUGAUGUGUAGUCAAUUGUACUGACAACUAUGGUAGGCGGUGUUUGCCCCCCUCCUCCACACUCCCUCCCCACCCACUCUUUUCUAAAGAAAACUCCAUUGUACUUUGAUGGCAUUGUAGUCCCUGUAGGUGUUUCACUAUGGUUUUAUUUUUUAAGUUGGAAAUAGUUCUAUGACUCCUAUAUAGUGAUGAUUUUUGUAACCUUCUCUAGUAAAACCGAUAUUUUUUAUUAUCGUGA
Scatophagus argus is the source of this 4222-nucleotide messenger RNA. Its product is annotated as neuronal membrane glycoprotein M6-b-like. The transcript has 7 exons. Gene Ontology annotation, molecular function: structural constituent of myelin sheath. Lineage: Eukaryota; Metazoa; Chordata; Actinopteri; Scatophagidae. The record is from RefSeq and is a predicted model, not a curated record. Gene Ontology annotation, cellular component: myelin sheath; plasma membrane. Gene Ontology annotation, biological process: central nervous system myelination; axon development. The coding region runs from base 407 to 1285 and encodes 292 amino acids.